Molecule: messenger RNA, 2990 nt
Organism: Pristis pectinata (smalltooth sawfish)
Lineage: Eukaryota; Metazoa; Chordata; Chondrichthyes; Rhinopristiformes; Pristidae
Gene: gid4
Product: GID complex subunit 4 homolog
Exons: 6
Coding region: 188-808 (206 amino acids)
Biological process (GO): protein catabolic process in the vacuole; negative regulation of gluconeogenesis; protein targeting to vacuole
Cellular component (GO): extrinsic component of membrane; GID complex
Source: RefSeq, a predicted model, not a curated record
UUGUCCCCGUGAGUCAGAAGCUGAUCGCGGCAUCUCGCGUUGUCAGGGGUUGUGAAGGAGAAGCGGCGUUGGGUACGGUGACCGGGUAAUUCCGAUUCACAGCCGAGCCAUCCCCCUUCCCCCUUUUCCCCGCCCUUUCCCCCUUUCUUCUUCGCUCGCAGGGGGUGGGCCGGGCGGACAUCGCGAGAUGCCGGUCCGCACCGAGGCGGCCUCGCUCAUCCCGCCGCCUCCCAUCAACACGCAGCAGCCCGGAGUCGCCACCACACUCCUGUACAGCGGCUCCAAGUUCAGGGGACACCAGAAAAGCAAAGGCAACUCCUAUGACGUGGAAGUGGUGUUGCAGCAUGUUGACAUGGAAAACUCUUUUCUCUGUGGAUACCUAAAGAUCAAAGGGCUCACUGAGGAAUAUCCAACUCUUACCACGUUUUUUGAAGGAGAAAUAAUCAGUAAAAAACAUCCAUUUUUAACAAGAAAAUGGGAUGCAGAUGAAGAUGUAGAUCGAAAACAUUGGGGGAAAUUCUUGGCAUUUUACCAAUAUGCGAAAACAUUUAACUCAGAUGAAUUUGAUUAUGAAGAGUUAAAGAACAGUGACUUUGUCUUCAUGAGGUGGAAGGAACAAUUUCUAGUCCCUGAUCACACAAUCAAAGACAUCAGCGGUGCUUCCUUCGCAGGCUUUUAUUACAUUUGCUUCCAAAAAUCCACAGCUUCAAUAGAGGGCUAUUACUAUCACAGGAGUUCAGAAUGGUAUCAGUCUUUAAACUUGACACACGUCCCUGAACACAGCACUCCGAUCUAUGAGUUCCGGUGACGUUCAUCAAUGCAAUCUGCCUCAGACAGUUGGGGGAAGAGAGUCGACAAAUAGUGGAACUGUUGAGCGGGUAGAGAGAGAAAAGUGUUCUGUAACAAUGAGAACAAUUAUUGUUUCUCUGCUGCUGACAGACCGACCACAACAUGAUGAGGAGCUCGAGCAUCAAUAAUCCAAUCCAAGUGCAUGACUGUUGGAGCUUGUGUUCACCAAGCAAAAGAAAACUCCAUUUUAAUCUCAUUUUUAAUGCUAAUUUAAAUGGCACUUACAGAUUUUCAAUUUUGGUCUCUGAUUUAUAAAGUUCUUCUUGUACUUCUAACUUGUACAUGAACUGGCAAUGAGCCAAUGGUGUGAGAGCUGUGUGCUAUUGUGUUUUUGUUUCUUCCCCCUUUUUUUGCUGUUGCUAUUUUUAUACAUUGCUAAUCAAGCUUGAAUUCUUUAGAUGGCAGUGGUCCUUUUUAUCUAUGCUGCUGGUGCUGUUGCACAUGUUCUGUACUAGGGUUUUUAUGGGAGAACAGAAGUGGCCUUAUCCUAAUAGAGAGCAAUUGUUUAGAUACCACAAAACAGUAUUGGAGGGAGAGGUGAAGUUUAAAAUAAAAUGCUCAAUUAAUUAAAAAAAAACUGACCUUUGUAAGACUCAAGUUGUAUAGAGCAUUUCUGAAAUGGCAUGCCUGGCAGUGUGUUAGUAAGGCCUUUGACCUAAUCAAGAAGUAAUAGGGAAUAAAUCAAACAGUUGCCAGGCUAUAGCUUUGUAAUUUUCUGUUAACACAUGCUGUGUGUGGAGUUUGAGUUUUUUUUUUGUGAAUGCGGCAGGUGUGUGUGUGUUGUUGGUGCUAUCUCAGCUGUUCACAGAAGGAUACUGCGUGCCUUUAAUCAUGUAAAUCCAUAAGGAAUUACAGAAAUACUCAAUUUACAUUACAUCAGUAGGAAAUUCCAUGCACAGUAUAUUGCUCAUUUUGAGGUUGUGGUCGCAGCCCAUCAUGACCCCCUCCAAGGAAAGCCUUUGUGCAAACCCUGUGAAAAGUAUUGGAUCCAGAGUUUUCAUGUUAAGUAUGUGCAAAGAGAGAACAAAUCCACCUUAAAUCUAGCCAUGGGUCAAACUAGCUCGUUGCUGUUGGAUGUUGCACUUGAAUAGUGGAUGAGGGAGAGAACAAGGGUUUCCAAAUUGGACAGCCUAUUUAAUAUAAUGUUUUUAAAAUAUAGAUGUAUUAAUAAAAUUGGUGCAAAAAUAUCCUUUUUAAGGUAGUGAAGACAAGAUGCAAGGCGUUAACAUUCUCACAAUGACUGACUCUUUCAGAAGCCCCAUUGCACCUCAAUGAAAUUCUAAAUAUAACAGCAUGUUAAAACUAAAUCUACUGGCUAUAAUGGGAUUUAAUUGAACAAGAUUGGAAUGGUUGCAGUCUUGUAGCCAGCAGUUCGCGUGAUUUCAACAAUGGAUGUUUUAACAUUCAAAAUAACAAUUGAGGUGGCUACUCUUUUGUAAACUUAGAAAAAAAAUUAUUGCAUCCAUCAUAAUCCAGUGACAUACAGUGAAAUAUAGUGCCAUCAUUUUUACUAAAUGUAUUGCACCAGCCUUUUUGUCCAUUCUUUAAAUUGUUGAAUCUUGAUAAAUGCUUUACUGAUUUGCCAAGAGAGAUGAUAAUGUGUGUGUCUUUGUUUUUGAGAGUAAAUGGGAAGAGGAAUUUUAUCUAUGGAUCAAGAUUAUGCUUGGAUCAAGGAGGUAUUUAACAAAAGCCUCUCCUGAGAUAUUCAAAUGGACUCUAAUUUUUGAACCCUACAUCUAAAAGUGAGGGCAGCGUUUUGCUUCAUACUAUCCCAAUGUUUUUGGAAAAUAGGAACUUUUAAUUUCACAUGGUUCAAGACUUCCUUUUCUGAAUUUUGCAUAUUUUUGGAAUUCUAAUAAAUAAAGCUGAAAGUCCUUUUUUAUUUAAAACAUGAGUUGUUUAAGUGUGAGAAAGGAUUGCUGAUUAGAGUGAAGCAGCCCAUGUACAUUGCGUCUGACCUGUUGAUACUUGAGAGAGUGACUAAUUGGUUUGAAAGUGAGUUGAUUUUAUUGUAUAAAUCAGAGCAUGGGAAUGAAUGUUUUAUUACAUUACACUGUUCAUGAGACAUCAGGAGCUUUUAAGUUGCAGAUCUGUGGUGAUAUUAAUGAGGAUGCCGCAUCCAAUAAAGGUCCUGUGAAAGA